CUCUUCUGAAUGGGCUACAAGUGCAUAGAUGUGAGCUGUAAUGUACACCGUUUUAUGGCAAUAGUUUAAUUCCCAAUGAGACAAUAACAGUGGAUAGUUAGAAUUUAUAUGUCACUUUUGUUGAUGCAAUAUAACUGUGCAUCGGAAUAUUAAGGAAAUAGAAAGCAGGCUUCAAUUCAAAUCAGUCAACCACAAAGUUGAACAUGGGUUUCUGUGGGGAAAUCCCGGGUAUUGACCCAAAUUCUACAAAUAUCACGCUAAGUGUAAGUCCACUGGAAAAUGAAUGCUUCAUUGACAUGCUGAGCAUAAUACCACACAGCCUCUUGCUUGUCAUUUCCAUCCCAAUUUUGAUUGUCUGGAAUAAAUCGCACUAUGGGAGCAUACCUGUCCAGUCUUGGGUCCACUUUCCAGGACACAACAUCCGUUAUAUUCUCACGAUAGCGUUGAUUGUCAUGAAUCUUUUUGAGCUAGCAGAAGGGGUCCUUUCAGACUCCAUGUACCAGGGUUUGCAUCUUCAUCUGUAUGUUCCACAUUGUGUUAGCGUCGCAGCAUCUAUUAUGACGUUAGUAUACUACCAUAAUGUGGAGAUGUGGAACUCUCCAAGAUUUCUCCUGUUGACUCUUCUAUACUGGAUGUCGGCUCUAACAAUCAAAUGUUUGAAGGUGUUUUGCCUCUUUAAGAAGAACCUAGGCAUCGUUAACCUGAGGUUUGACCUGACAUGGGAUGUCAUUGUGGUCUACUUCUUCCUGCUCAUAGUAGAGCUUAAUGUACUGCGGAUGUUGAGAUAUGCCCUAUCCUCAAAUCCAAGGGUGCUAGUUCCUCCCGAGGACUUAAGCCAGGGAACAAAGUUUGUGCAGCCAUACUCCAACUUCUUGUCCAAGUUCUCCUAUUGGUGGCUUAAUGGUAUGCUGUCUGAGGGUUAUAAACAUGCACUGGAGGUGAAACAGCUUGGAAAACUACCUGAGACUGAACACUCAGUUGUCACACAUGAAACUCUCAGCAGGAUCUUUGAGGAAGAAAAGGCUAAGGCAGCUAAGAAGGGCAAAAAGCCUAGUCUCUCAUACAUCUACCUCCGUGCAUACUGGCCUUGGAUGCUGGUGGCUGGUAUAUUCAAACUUAUAGGUGACCUGUUAGCGUUUGUUGGACCCUGGACUAUUGAGAAGAUUGUGCUUUACGUCACUGAAGCUUAUAAUAAGAAUCAAUUGGAGAAGGAAACAGGAAAUGUAACAGUUCUUCCACAGGAGGUUCAAUACAUCAGUGUUGUUGACUUCAUCAACAAUGGCUAUGUCCUUUCUAUCAUACUGUUCCUAGCGACAGUGUUGCAGAAUACAUUCCUUCAAAGUCACUUCUAUCUGGUCAUAAGGGAAGCUGUACGGCUCAAGGGAGCUCUUCAGGCCAUGAUUUAUAAGAAGACACUGAGGCUGUCUGGUUGGACAAUGUCAAGUGGUGAGAUGACGCAAGGACAGAUCGUGAAUCACGUCUCCACAGAUUGCUUCCAUCUACAGAUGAUGUUCUUCCUCUUCCAUUUUGUAUGGACAAUGCCCAUACAGAUUGCUAUAACAAUGUUCCUGCUAUACAAUGUGUUAGGAUCCAGUGCCCUUAUAGGGGGCUCUAUUAUCUUGCUUAUCUCCCCUAUACAGUACAAAGUAGCUGCAGUGAUUGCAAAUAUACAGAAACAAACACUGGAAAAGUCGGAUCUACGUCUGAAGCAGUGUAACGAGAUGCUUCAGGGAAUCAAGUUGCUGAAGCUAUAUGCCUGGGAGAUCUUAUUUUGUGAGAAAGUACAGGAGACACGUAUGGCAGAAGUCAGACUGCUUCUCAAAGGAGCUUUGUUGUGUGCAUUUACAUUGUUCAUCACAGAAGGCACCCCUCUCCUAGUGACACUUGUGACAUUCACAAUCUACCCCUAUAUCCAAAAUGAGCCUCUAACUGCCUCCAAGGCCUUCGCUUCCUUGGCCCUUUUCAACAUCUUAGCCCUCCCUCUCUUCCUUUUCCCUGUCCUGGUCAACACCCUGGUGAAUGCCAAGGUCAGUAAUGAAAGGAUCCUGCCUUUCCUAUUGGCUCCUGAGGUGGAAGGGUCCAAUUUUGGUCAAAGUGGAGGGGAGUCAGGAUCAACUCUUCAAAAGGAGACGAAUGGAAAUGAUGUUAAAGUUGCAUACAAGAAAGGUGCUUCAAAACCUAUUGAAAUUCAAAAUGGUGGAGAGGGAGUAGAUGGCGCCACACAGGGGAUGGAUCGCCAGUUGAGUAAUCUGAGUCAGAUGUCUGAUGCAAGUGCGGAUGAAUUAGAAGAUGGGGCAAUUUCAAAUGCAGUUGAGGUGAAAAAUGCUGAAUUUUCCUGGGAUUUGAAAUCUGAAACGCCUGACCUUAAGGCUCUGAACUUUGAAAUCCAGCAAGAGAAAUUAACAAUGAUCGUAGGAUCAACAGGCUGCGGAAAGUCAUCUAUGUUGUCGGCCAUUAUGGGAGAAAUGUGCACAAAAAGUGGAACGGUGAAUUGGAACCCAGAUUGUAAAAUCUCAUUUGCUGCUCAGAAGGCAUGGCUUAUAAAUGCUACAUUAAAAGAUAAUAUUCUCUUUGGAGAGCCUUAUGAAAAGAAAAGAUACAAGAGGGUAUUACAGGCAUGUGCCUUACAACCAGACAUAGAUAUCCUACCAGCUGGUGACCAGACAGAAAUUGGAGAAAAGGGCAUCAAUAUGUCUGGUGGCCAGAAGCAGAGAAUCAGUGUGGCCAGGGCCAUGUAUUCCAAAGCUGAUGUUGUUGUUCUUGAUGACCCGCUGUCUGCGUUAGAUGUUCACGUAGGUCAGACAAUAUUAGAAGAAGGAAUACUCAAGUUUCUUUUGAAGCAUCGUCGCACCGUUGUAUUGGUAACACAUCAAUUGCAGUACAUCAGUCAGGCUGAUAAGAUCAUUGUUGUUCAAGAUGGAACAAUCAGCCAUCAGGGUAACCUGAGCGAUAUCAAAAUGGCUGACAUUGACCUUUAUGAACAGUGGAAGGAGAGUAUCCAGUCAACAAGAGUAAAAUCAAAGUCUUCCUCGGGAUCAACCUCUGAAGAUGCUGCUCAAGAAAGCUUACAAAGCAAAAGACGUCAAUUCAAACGCCAGAUCACCAGGGAUGUUUUCUAUAGCCAGGGGGCCAAUCAGAUGAGAAGCCUACAGCGUACAAAGUCUAUAAAUAAACAGGUUGGGCUUGAUUUACUCGGAGAAGAGUAUGAGAAAGAAGAGGGAGCCACUGGGAAACUUAUUGAUGAAGAGGAGCGGGAAAAGGGAUCUGUUUCUGCUAAAGUUUAUCUGGCAUAUUUCAAGGCGUGUUGGUUAGUGCUAGCAGGUGGAGUCCUCAUUCUCCAUCUGUUCCGUCAGAGCAUAAUUGUUGGCACAGAUUUCUGGCUCUCUGCAUGGUCCACAGCAUCAUCACUUGCUGCGUCAAACUUAGAAGCUGCCAACAUGGCUAAUGAUUUGAUGACUGCAGCUGUGAAUGGCACCCUGGGAAAUGACUCAUACUUGCUUUUGACCACCACCCCUUCACCAGGUUCAUCUGGGAUUGACUCCACAACACAGUACUACAUCAAUGGAUACGCUGGGUUAUCUGUAGCAGCUAUUACACUUGCAUUUUGUGUGUCUCUCAUCUCAGAAUUAGCUGGAGUUAGAGCUGCAUUUAACCUCCAUAACAACAUGCUAAAAAAUGUGGUCCUUGCGCCAAUGAGGUUCUUUGACACAACCCCAAUGGGUAGGAUACUAAACAGAUUCUCAGCUGAUACAUGUAUUAUAGAUGAGAAACUCCCGAUGACUCUCGAGGCUUUAGUGCGUACCAUUUUGCUGUGUCUGUCUUCAGUUAUCGUCAAUACAGUGGCGACACCUUAUUUUCUCAUCGCAGCUGUUCCAGUUUUUAUAGUCUACUUCUUCCUUCAGAAAUUUUUCCGUGCCUCAUCCAGAGAGCUACAAAGAUGUGAUACCAUCUCAAAAUCUCCAGUCUUCGCUCAUUUCUCCGAAACAUUAGGAGGCCUUUCAACUAUCAGAGCUUACAGAGAUGAAACUAGAUUUAUGGAAAGGAUCCAUGAGCGUAUAGACUCAAACAACACAGCAUACCUCUAUCUCAAUACUGCCAAUAGAUGGCUUGGGAUUAGACUUGACUACAUGGGUGCUAUCAUAGUGUUUGCUGCUGCCAUAACAACAGUUGCUACAGGAGUUACUGGUGCAGCAAGCCCAGGUGUUGUUGGCCUUUCUAUCACAUAUGCAUUGAUGGUGUCCAGCUAUCUAAAUUGGGUAGUAAGGAACUUGGCUGAUGCAGAGAUGGAGAUGAACACAGUUGAGAGAGUAGUUGCCUACACAGAACUCAGCACAGAGCCCUAUGUCAGGGAAGAGGCUGGAAUAACUCCCCCAGAGAGUUGGCCAGAAAAGGGGGCGAUAGUGUUUCAGGAUGUGUCGCUACGAUAUGACUCAUCAUUAGAUCCUGUUGUCCACAAUGUAGAUAUUAACAUUAAACCAGGAGAAAAGGUGGGAAUCUGUGGAAGAACAGGAAGUGGAAAAUCUUCCAUGACCUUAGGAUUGUUCCGGAUCAUUGAAACAUGUGGUGGUACGAUUUUGAUAGACGACAUUGACAUCAAUAGAAUUCCCCUUACCACAUUAAGAUCUAAGCUGUCAAUCAUUCCUCAAGAUCCAGUCCUGUUUGCAGGAACUGUCAGAUACAACUUGGACCCAUUUGAUCAGCAAACAGAUGAACAGUUGUGGAAAGCUCUGGAGGUGUCCCAGUUAAAAGACAUCAUACAUAGUUCACCUGAAAAACUUAACUAUGAAGUAUCUGAGGGAGGUGAGAAUUUUAGCGUUGGUCAAAGACAACUUUUCUGCAUUGCACGAGCUUUCCUCCGUGACGCUGCCGUCUUGGUGAUGGACGAGGCCACAGCAUCUGUUGACAUGGAGACGGAUCAGCUGAUUCAGAAAGUUGUAGCAGAACACUUUGGAGACAGGACAAUACUGACGAUUGCUCAUCGCGUUGCUACAAUCCUCACCAGUGACACAAUCAUAGUUCUAGACCAGGGUAGAAUAGUGGAAUAUGACAGUCCAACAAAUCUACUAAAAGAUGAGCAAGGUGUAUUUUUCUCCCUUGUUAAACAAAACAAAUAAAGAUGUGAUGCGUGGUGCUUAUCUAUACAUGGCAGAAUGAGAGCAUUUGAGGGAGAUGAUACUUUGCAGAUUAUAAAUUCUAUGAGCAGAAUCAUUAUAGAUGAAAUAUAUGAUGUAUAUCAAACUGAAUGUGAUAAUCAGUGAAAAGGAUACAGUUCCCAAUAAUGGUCCAUGUUUAAGAACGGGAUUUAAAUUAUGCAUGGUUGUACUGAAUGUCAUCACCCCCUUGUCACCAUGAUUUGCACCUGACUAUGAUAAGAAGGAAGUAUUGGAACAAAAUUGCAUGCAACUUGAAACUAUUCCCACCACAUGCACAUGUACAUGGAAUAUUUACUGUUCAUUUUUUUAUACAGGGUACUUAAGUACACAAAACAUUUUGUUCAUUCAGUUAUUUUUCUAUUUUAUGUCCACCAUGCAUGUUUGUCACCCAUUUUGUGACAGUGACACUUCUAUAUAUUAGAGAGUUGUGCCAGAAGUUUGUACGAGAUCUUAUUAAUUGUUUUUUAGAUGAUUUUAGAGAGGAACUUUAAUAGAUUUAAAUAUUCUGUUUAACAAAAGAUGUAUAUUUUAUAACAUUGUUUAUACUGCUGGGUAGUAAGAUUAGGUACUGAAGUAGGUUGACAUGCAUAAGGUGUUCAAGAAGUUUCAGGAAAACUGCACCUAGUUUUUAUUUCUUCCAAAUGUUUUCAGGAAACUUUUUGAACAUUCUAUUUAGUUUUUCUAUAGGAUUAAAUAAGAAUAUCCUAUGGGUUAACAUGUUUAUGAUUAUACAAGGUACACAUCAUAUAUCUGUAUAAAGUAGCAGCAUAUAGUGUUGUCUUUGUGAAUCUUGGUUUUCUGUGUGAAAUAUUCUUUUCUAGUUGAUAGUUUUCUAGUUGAUAGUUGAUAGUUUUGGUAAAUUCAGUGAUUUUCUUGGUGAAUUUAGAUUGCGAAAUUCAUAACUUCCUGCAA
Owenia fusiformis is the source of this 6065-nucleotide messenger RNA. The record is from the annotation of a GenBank genome assembly. Lineage: Eukaryota; Metazoa; Annelida; Polychaeta; Sabellida; Oweniidae.